UUAUUGAAAGUUUAUUCAUUUUUUGUAGGAAUUUUUUUCUGAAACAAUUUUCUCAUCAGUUAUGUUGUAAUAUAAUAUAUUUUCAUUGUUUAGUCUUUUACUGAAGCAAUUUGGAACGUAAACACUAAUUAUAAUACAACUGAAAUGUUUAAUUUCCGCUGACACGCUGUGUCGUGUUAAAAUGUGUCGACUCUGCCAGAUGUUGUUCAAACUUUAGAUUUGGUACCUACAUACUUUAUCAUACUUAAAAUAAACAUUAUGGAUGUGAAACCAUAUACAAGUAAGGCAUUAAUUACUGCAGAAGAAGAAUCAUAUUAUGUAAAAGAAGAACUAGAUGUAAAAGAAACAUUUGUAAAGCGAGUUAAACGCCGAGGGCGCCCAAAACUCGUAUCUCAACAAACACUGUUCUGCCCUCCGUUUAUGGUCAGAUGUGACAACGAUCGACCACAUUUCAAUUACCGUACAGUAUGGGCAUGUAGAAUUUGCACCAAAAUAUUAUUGAGUAAAGCUGCCGCUAUAAGCCAUGCUGCUAUAUGUAAGCUAGCCAUUACAAAAGAAGAAGAUAUUCCAAUUGCAGAUUUGAAUGAUAUGGAAAAAAAUAUGUGUUAUCCGUGCAAAUAUUGUGAUAAAAAAAUGCGGAGAAAAGUGAUCUGGCUAAAGCAUUUGAACGAACAUGAGACACCAGAUUAUGAUGAAAAUAAUUGGGGUGUUGAUGAUAUACUGAUAAAAAAUUUGAAACGGCCAGACAAAGUUGUCUCAAAACAAAUGAAACAGGAACCAGACUUUAAUCCUUCCACUUUAUAUUAUUAAUAACGAUGAAUGCACUGAUUGUAUAAUGAGUGUCCUUUUUUUGGAUCUAUACACUUUUAAGUAAAAACAAUGUUUUGAUUUUUAACUUUAAGUAGUAUAUUUAAAAAUGUAAUUUAAGAAAUAUAUUACAAUAUUAGAUUCUGAGUGGAA
Acyrthosiphon pisum (pea aphid) is the source of this 960-nucleotide messenger RNA. RefSeq lists its product as uncharacterized. NCBI's taxonomy places the organism in Eukaryota, Metazoa, Arthropoda, Insecta, Hemiptera, Aphididae. The record is from RefSeq and is a predicted model, not a curated record. The coding region runs from base 259 to 810 and encodes 183 amino acids. The transcript is spliced from 3 exons.